Lasiosphaeria miniovina is the source of this 204-nucleotide messenger RNA. RefSeq lists its product as uncharacterized. The annotation marks the transcript as partial. The transcript is spliced from 2 exons. Lineage: Eukaryota; Fungi; Ascomycota; Sordariomycetes; Sordariales; Lasiosphaeriaceae. The record is from RefSeq and is a predicted model, not a curated record.
UCGCAGCGGGAAUAUGUCUGCGGGCACUUCGUCUGGCUCGCUUCGAAACACUGCGAGGCGUACAAGACGAUCAAGACGAGGCGCACAAAGUGUGAGCCAAAUGUAACGGCGUUCGAAGAAAGGCAAGUAAGCAUGUGCGGCGAAUGCCGGCCAGCACAGCACCAUCCGUGGACGGCGGAGUUCAUGAGACAGCUCUCGGUCUAG